GAGCGCACAAUGGGCUGGCCCCAUUGGCUUGGCCACCGGCUGCGAGCUCCAUGGGUACUGCAAGGUAGUCUCCUCGCGUCCUGUAUCCCGGGAAGAAUUGCUGGCGCUGCAGCACCGGACCUGCUGCCCACCAGAACUAAUUAAUUACAAGCAACCUUGGGUCUGGGAGCUCACAGAGGUGCACCGGCUCUCGGACCCACUGAGCCUCCCUCGGAAGAAGGGCCAGGUGGUCUGGGUGCGCGUGCACGGUCCUAGCUUGCUGCCGCCGCCGGCCGGGGAUGCGAACCAGAAG
This is a messenger RNA of Effrenium voratum, 292 nucleotides long. The record is from the annotation of a GenBank genome assembly. Lineage: Eukaryota; Dinophyceae; Suessiales; Symbiodiniaceae.